Messenger RNA from Procambarus clarkii (red swamp crayfish), 4488 nucleotides. It is a transcript of the gene Chi, whose product is annotated as LIM domain-binding protein 2 Chi. NCBI's taxonomy places the organism in Eukaryota, Metazoa, Arthropoda, Malacostraca, Decapoda, Cambaridae. Gene Ontology annotation, molecular function: LIM domain binding. Gene Ontology annotation, cellular component: transcription regulator complex; nucleus. The record is from RefSeq and is a predicted model, not a curated record. Gene Ontology annotation, biological process: positive regulation of transcription by RNA polymerase II; nervous system development; negative regulation of transcription by RNA polymerase II.
AGGGAUUUUGCUCCCCCUGACCCGACUUCGACUUCGGCAGUGUGCGUGUGUCUCUGGCUUGGACGAGUCUGGUGGGGGUGAAACACGCUCUGUGGCUCUCCUACACAGCUCAUGGCUGCCGAGUGUGUGGGUGUGUGUACGUGAGGGUCACGUCGCCACCCUGGAGGCGGAGCCAGCAAGUCUCGGCUGGAAGGGCCCCCCAGGACCCCCCUCAGAGCCACACGGUCCCCCCUCUGUUGGUCCCACGGGGUUCCCUAACCCUGCCACACCAAAUACCUUCUCUGGGCCGUCCACUCCAACAUUUAAUCCUCCUGGUCCCACGCUGAACCGACCCUCCCCGGGUCCUCCGACUGGUCCUCAAGGCCCUGCCUCAAAUCCUAGCAGUUUUCCUACGGGCCCAGGUGGCCCACAACCCUUCAACACGCCUCCCAACAGUUUUUCGGGGCCGCCCACCUCAGGCCCCCCCUCCGUUCCUUUUCCUGGCUCCCCCGCACCUUCAAAUGCCUCUACUCCAGGCCCGGGAGGCCACUCUCCCUUUCCUGGGGGACCUGGUGGGGGUCCCCCUGUUAGUAUGGCAGCCUCCAACAUGGCUGGACCAGGCCCAUCACCUAUGCCCUUUCCCUGUUCCUCUAACUACAGCAGUCCCACACCCACUGGACCCCACAUGAACGGCCCUAACACCACCAUGGGCAUGUUGGGACAGCAACAACAGGCUCAGUUAAUUAAUGGGCCACCUGGUCAUCCUGGACCAUUCCCAGGUCCUGGAGGUCCAGGGCCUGGAUUUACAGGCCCUGGAGGACCAUUUGGCCCUGGUGGUCCACCAUUUGGACCAGGGGGUCCACCUGGGGGCCCUCCCAUGCAUGGUCCUAUGCACGGCCCCAUGCACGGUCCUGGCCCUCACCCAAUGAUGGGUCAACUUGGCCCGAUGGACCGGAUAGAUCAAGGUUGUUUUUGUUGUUCCAGACGGCACACCCCGUACUUCGGCCAGCCCGACUACCGCCUCUACGAGCUCAACAAGAGACUACAGCAGCGCUCUGAGGAGUCGGACAACUUGUGGUGGGAUGCCUUUGCCACGGAGUUUUUCGAGGAUGACGCAACCCUUACUCUCACCUUCUGCCUUGAGGAUGGGCCCAAGAGAUACACUAUUGGAAGAACCCUCAUUCCUCGGUACUUUAGAAGCAUAUUUGAAGGUGGUGUUACGGAGCUUUAUUAUUCCCUUAAACAUCCCAAAGAGUCGUUCCACAACACCUCCAUCACCCUCGACUGUGACCAGUGCACGAUGGUUACCCACCACGGGAAGCCUAUGUACACCAAGGUCUGUACAGAUGGUAGACUUAUAUUAGAGUUCACAUUUGAUGACCUGAUGCGCAUCAAGUCAUGGCAUUUUGCCGUCCGUGCCCACCGUGAGCUUAUUCCUCGGUCUGUGGUGGCGAUGCAUUCCCAACAGGACCCGGGUAUGGUAGAAACGUUAAGCAAAAACAUCACGCGGCAGGGCAUCACUAACCACACCCUAAACUACCUCAGGUUAUGUGUGAUUUUGGAGCCGAUGCAGGAGCUCAUGUCACGCCACAAAGCUUAUGCGCUCUCGCCCAGAGACUGCCUCAAGACCACGCUGUUCCAGAAGUGGCAAAGAAUGGUUGCACCUCCAGGUGCAGCUAAUCAAGCAAAUGGUAAAAAUGGUGCCGAUGGAGAAACGCAGCGUGCUCCUAAUAAACGGCGGAAACGGAAAGGCUCGCAAUCGGGCCAAAAUGCAACUGCGAAUUCUACUGGCUCAAGCAAGAAAAGAUCACCAGGUCCAAACUUCAGUCUGGCUACUCAAGUCUCCGAGGCCCGCGAUUUGUGUGGUAAUGGAUUAUGCGGAUUCGGAGUCACGCAGCAGGAUGUGAUGGUGGUUGGCGAGCCGUCCCUGAUGGGUGGCGAGUUUGGAGAUGAAGACGAACGGCUGAUAACCCGGCUAGAGAACACCCAGUAUGAUACCACGGGCGUUGAAGACGGUGGUAAUGGCGGUGCGCCGCAAGGAGCGGGACCCGGGGGUCCUGGACCCGGCCCUGCUGGACCCACGCCGUUCAACAAUUCACCAAUGACUGGUGGUCCCGGUGGGCCUUGGCCCGACCCUGCACGACAACCCCAGGAGACUGAUAAGAAGAGUCCAGCAAUCAGUCAGUAGCCCACACAAAUUUACACAUUUAGCUUCUCAUAUAUGAAGUAGACUAAGAAUGAAUGCAUAGCUUCAGGAAUGGCAAUGUUUAUUUGGAAUGACCCCAGAUGUAGGGCAUUCCUCCUAUGGUGAAGUUAUCCUUGAGAGGAGAACUGGAGUGGUGCAGAUGGUGGAUGCCAACAAGUAUUACAAAGUAGUUGGUAACACACCAGUGAAGCAUUUUUAAUCAAUUGAAAUGUUAAUGAUUUCAUUAUUUUAAUAGAAAAAUAUCAAAAUAUAAAUUAAAAAGUUAUGUUAUAAAAGAUGACUGAUUUAGAAAAUUAUGGUGAUGUAAGGGUUUCAUGGUAGAAUACUUUAAAAUUGAACUGUGGACUAAAUAUAUGCAGGGAUGAAAACCUGCUGACUUCUUUUAUACAACAAUGAUUGAUGUUCCUUCCCAGGAACCAAGCUCAUAACUGACUGCAAGAAGGUGAUUUAAGCUACUAAGGCAGAUGAUGUGUGGACUUGGGUAACCAAGAGCAUUCUUCAUUUUACCUGGAGCUUCUUUGGUGACCUGUUGUCAUACCUACAGUGGUGCACACUUGUGAAUGCUUCGUAACUUUUAUAUUAUUUAGAGAGAAAUUAAUAGGGACCAAUGUUUUGGUCAGAGUUACAAGGUUAUUACAUUCUCUUUUGAGUUAUAUUGUCAUUCUGGUGACUAAGACAGAGCCAUUAAUAUUUUAAUAUUGUGUCAUUGAGAAGAGUGAGACCUGACCCUUUGCAAAUAUGCUUGUCAUGAGAGAUGGUAGUUGUUCCUUUUUUGUUCAUGUUUUAUGGCUGAAAGUCCAUUGUGUGAACCAUUCCUGUAAAGUAUUUAUACUUUGGCUUGCAUGUGAACAAUAUUGUAUGAAUCUUGGUGAGAAUGUUAUCGGCGAGUCUUUAUGUUGUAUGUGUAUAUUUGUAGUAAUAUAACUUUUAAGUAUGGUACAUGGCCUACACUAGCAAUAUUUCCAGGUAUGGAAAGUAUCCUGUGCAAAAAAAAUCAUUCUUUGGUAAUGGUAUUUAUAAUUAGAACAUGCAUUUAUAACGUUCAGUUAUCACAUUGGCAGAAAUGUUGUUAUUGCAUGUGUUAUAUUGCACAGAAGAUUUUGCUAUUACAGUAUAAUUUGAUUCCAUUAUUCCCAAGACAAAGUUUAGGUAUACAAGUGUAGGUAUUCAACUGUGCUCUCUUACGUGACAGACAUAUAUUCUACUAUUUUGUAGAUCCCCUUUAUGACGAUUGUGGUCUAAAAUAUCUCAUUUAAGAACAUAUUUUUAUUAUAUAUAAUUUUGUAUAUUUUAGCUUUCUUUGGUCUGACUUGAUCAUUUAUUUAGGUUAUAUUUUUGGCUCAUAUAUAUUGAAUAUUUUAAUGCAUUUGUUAUCUUUUUAUAUCAAAUGAGAAGACUGUGGUUGACUGGCAGAGUAUAUGACAUUAUCCAACUUUCUUCUAACUUCAUGAAAGACAGUUACUUGUAUCUUUGUACAAAUUUUCCCAGAAGUAGUGUUGCCUUUUUUUUUUUUUUUUUUAAGUUUUUCUCUAAUCAAAAUACAUAUUUUACUGUACAAGCAAUAUGCAAAGGGAGUUUGCAAGCAAAAUAUUUUGCCUAUUGGUUUUUGUGCGACUCAUAUUCCCACAGCUUGAUUAUUUACAAAAACUGAAUGUCCCUAAAUAACAUUUAUUUCCUUUCUAUUUUCUUAUCGAGUGUUUAUAUGGCAUAUUAAUUUUUUAUUAUAUAUUAAUUUGUGAACUCUCUUUAAUGGUCAAUUAUCAGUGAUCAAUCAUAUUUGCUCUUUGUUACGUUUUGUGAUCCGAGUGUCGACUUAUAAUUGGUUUAUGAGCCUCUGCCUCCUAAACAUUCCAUCAGUUAAGAGUCAAUAGAAAAAUAAUUUUCUUGAAUUAAACCUAAAUAAAACUACUGUAAUCUGAGAAAAUGCUUCUUGUUGAAAAUUCAUGAAACCCGUUGAUAAUAAACAAAAAAUAAACACUUGUUGCCUAAGAAGAAACAGAUUUUCCAAAUCUUAUAGAUUCACAUCUGCAGUCCAUAUCAAGAGGAUGAGGCAUUUCUCACAAACUCUGUGUAUAUUAUGGUGAAUGUUGAAUGUGAGACUACACUUUAAUUCUCUGGAGUUUGGUGUUGACCUGUCUCAGUUCCUCACAUCAAGACUCCUUCCCAAGAACUCUCUUGUGUUACCUCUCUUGUAAAGUGUACAAAUCUUUGUUUGGAUGUGAUUGGUCGCCAAGAUUUCCCGAAAGGAAGCUACUAUUUCUUGUCUUCUAGAGUGAGUGAUGAUAAUAAAUAUUUUUAAUCUA